UAAAUUCUCAGGCAAGUCCAGCCUCAAGCCUUCUUUUUGCUGGUCUUCUUCAACCUCGAACCGCCGACCGCAGCCCAUCUCCCUCUCUAAAGAGGCUGUCCAUACAGGUUGGCUUCCUUACUAGAACGUACACCGGAAAUCCUGCAGUGUAGACUUCUAGGGGAGAGUAAUACCACAAUGGCCGACUCUUCACUUCAGGACCGCUUACGCGAGCACGCGAAGGCAUUUGAUGGCCUUUUAUCCCUUAUUCCGGCCAAAAUGUAUUACGGAGAGGACAAUUCGGAUCAAUGGAAUCGCAAGAAGCAGACCAAGGCAGAAGCCAAGGCUGCCCGCAUGAGCAAGCUGGACCCCGACAGUGACCUCAACCGGAGUGCCAAAGAGGUUAUGGAAGAGCGGGCAAAGAACAAGAGGAAGUUGCAGGAAAUCCAGCGGGCAGAGAAGGAAGAUGUCAACGACAAUGACAAUGGUGACGAAGUGAUCCCUGGCGUAACAAAGGAGGUCCCUGGGGAAGGCCUGAGGAGAAAGGUUGAGGGGCCUCAUAAGAAACAGAAGCUCGGCCAGGAUGGUGACGAGGAUCGAGAGCUGGAACCCCUCGCCAACGUCCCAGACGACAACCCCGCCGACAUGACACAGGAGGAGCUGAUGAGGGCUGCGAACCGGGACGGUAGGAAGGCGGAGCGCAAGGCGAAACAGGCAAGGAAGGCAGAGAAGAAAGCCCAGAAGAAGGCGGCUAAAGCAGCAGCGGCAGCAGCCAACAAGACAGGUGAAAAGGGAGACGAAACGGGAGACAAGGCCUCUAAUGGGAAGCCGGCUCAGUCGAAGAAGCAAUCCGGGAAUACGAAGGCGACAAACACGGAGAAAAAGGCCGAGGAUGAAGAUGCUGAUGACGGUUACGAAACGGUAUCGGGCGAGUCUGAUGCCGAAGAAGCCGACGCCGGAGACGCGAAAAAGACUGCCACCACUGGCGCCACGUCGACGAAAUCUCCCGCGCCUGCGUCUGCUCCAACGGAAGCGGAGCCGAAACCCGCCGAUUCGAUCGAUUCCAGCCCUAGAUCAGCAUCCCAAUCGCCUGUUUUCGACGGCAAUGACAACACAACAGCGCAUCAAGCCGCAUCCUCCACCGGUAACGAGGCGGCAAGUACCACGACAUCAAUCAACUCUACCGUACCACCGUCGGAAAAGCCUAAGCAGAUCAAGAUCCCACAAGACACUUCAGCCCUCAAAGCCCGCUUGGCUGCGCGCAUUGCCGAACUGCAAGCGGCCAGGAAGGCCAUCGGCCCAGAUGGCAAGCCGAUCCGCACGAGACAGGAGCUGAUCGAGGCGCAGCGGGCGAGACAAGAGCAGCGGAAAGCGCACAAGAGAGAGCUGCGCCGACAGGCGAAACUCGAGGAGGAGCGGAAACGCGACGAAGCCCUUGCCUCCAACUCGCCCAGCAUCAUGUCGCCCGCGCUUGACCACCUCCUCGCCGACGAGGACGACGACGAGGGCGGGCCGACCGACUACGCCUUCGGACGGGUCGUCUUCAACGACGACACGCGGCUGUCGCGCGACCUCACGUACGAGCUACAGCAGAAGAAGAAGAAAGGACCGUCGGACCCCAAGACGGCGCUCAGCAAGCUGCAAAACCAGAAGAAGCGGACGGCGGCCCUGGACGAGGUCAAGCAGAAUGACAUCGCCGAGAAGGAGGCGUGGUUGAUCGCGCGGCGGCGAGCCGAGGGAGAGCGCAUCCGUGAUGACGAGGCACUGCUCAAGAAGGCCGUCAAGCGCAAGGAGAAGCAGAAGAAGAAGACCGAACGGGAGUGGAAGGAGCGGUCCGAGGGCGUCCAGCGGGCCGUCCGGGAGAAACAGAAGAAGCGCGACGAGAACCUUAAGAAGCGUCGUGAAGACAAGAAGCUGGGCCGGGCUGGCCGCAAGGCUGUCGCUGCUGCGUCGGGCAAGAAGAAAGGACGGCCCGGGUUCGAGGGAGGCGGUCUUGGUAUGGGCGGUGGCGGUGGGCGGAAGAAGAAAUAAGUGGGAUGACGGUAACGCGACCGAGAGCUCGGCUUAUGGAAAACUGUAACUGACGAUGCUUCUUUUUUUCAUUUCCACGGCGUUGCGGCGUGUGGAACCAUGACUUGAGGAUGGGCAGGCAGGUAGUCCAGAAUAUCACAUCCACGCAAAUAGCACUAUGGUGGUUCCUAUCAAUCAAGUCAUCACCCCCCGUCAAUCUCUUCACUUGGCUUAAGAUUCACUAUUCAUUCCAUGGGCCGGCCUCUUUCCAUUCCUUUUCACAUCAAUCGACGAGUGAAGAUUGUUUCAAAAUGAACAAGAAGAUAGGCAACGUUCUCGCGUACC
This is a messenger RNA of Sodiomyces alkalinus F11, 2334 nucleotides long. Its product is annotated as SURF6-domain-containing protein. The record is from RefSeq and is a predicted model, not a curated record. Gene Ontology annotation, biological process: ribosomal large subunit biogenesis; ribosomal small subunit biogenesis. The transcript is spliced from 3 exons. Gene Ontology annotation, molecular function: RNA binding; DNA binding. Gene Ontology annotation, cellular component: nucleolus. The coding region runs from base 178 to 2010 and encodes 610 amino acids. NCBI's taxonomy places the organism in Eukaryota, Fungi, Ascomycota, Sordariomycetes, Glomerellales, Plectosphaerellaceae.